CGACGAUGCUAUGCCGGAUGCGCCACCUAGCGGCGAGCCGGUGAUCCCGAUGCUGCAGGAUCAGCAAAGCGGCGAACUUAUGGCAGGCAACACCGCAAACAACGUUGAGCUAAUGGAGGCCAUUAAGAAAUUGGAUGCCGAUCUGGUGGCUCUUUUUGCCACCGCCGCCUCUGCAGAGCCGCUAAAGAUGAAGCUGUGGUCGGAAGCCGAGUCGGAGCAAAUCGCCCAGGAUUCGGAGGAUGAGCUGGUGAUCACCCCGGAUAUGUUCCGCAGCUGCAACAGCCUGCAGCUCCAUUUGGAGGCGCUGACUUUGCAGCCGGAGGGAACUCAACGCAUGGAACUGGUCCAGAACGAAGUGCGACCCAUUUUCACCGUGGAGUGCCAGCUGUCCGGGGAUUUGAUACGCAAGGUGCCCCGCUAUCCGAUGUUCCACAUCAUGCAGUUCGAGUCGGAGAAGUUCCAGAGCCUGACGCAGUGCACCCGUUUCGGGCAGACGGCCCAGCGGCAGGUGGAUAUGGAGGAUAAGCGUUUGGAGCUGGAGGAUCAGAGCGUUGGCCAUGUGGACAUCACGGUCUGGUGGCGUGAACCGGGCACCUGUCUCAACGAAAUGCUCGGCAUGGGUCGCCUGGAACUCAGGGAGCUCUACAAGGCUUCCCUUCUCGAGCAGUGCAAAUGCAUUGCCAUCAAGCGUCGCGAUGUCCAUCUGGGCAGUGUCUAUGUGAAGAUCAGUCUGCUGCAGAAUAUAAAUGGUAACCCGGAGCAGCAGCAGCAGCAGCAAAAGCAGCAGCAGCCGGGUCAAAAGAACGAAAGUGGAAACAAGGCAGCAGUUAACUGCAACUCGAAGGCCGUCUUAACGCCCCCUCAGCCGCCGCCCCAGCCACCUCCUCCUCCCCCAGGCAGCAACAACAACAACAACCGGGCCAUUUUGGAGUGCGUCAAUUUCAUGGCGGAGACCAAUAAAGUCCGUCUCCUGCGGGGCUAUCUUUUUGCCGGGGAGCUGCGUCAACUGACGGCGGAGAAUAAGUUGGCCUGCCAGGAGCUAUCGCUUCAGCCCUUCUGGCAAACGCAGCGGCUGCUGGUGAAGAUCGGCGAUGGAGGAGCGUUCAAGCUGCAGGAGCAGUUUGCCAUCAUCAACGACGAGCGCUUCCUGCAGAGCGUCGAGCGGCAGCAACUGAUCCUGGAACUGCGUCCUCUGGGCGGAGUUGUCCGGCUGCCGCUGCACCAGUUCUUCAUCGCCUACCGAGAUGCCAGCAUCACCAAUCACCUGUGCAAGGGAAAGCUACCAGUGAUUUCCAUCGACGGCUGGGCUCCCAUUGUCAGUGCCGAGACCCAGUCGCCUCUGGGUGAACUAAAGGUGCUUCUCGCCAUUGGAAGCGAGUCGCAGAUUGCUCAACUGAAACAGCAACGCGGCUUCGACCAGGACAACAAUGUAGUUGCGACUCCAAGUAGCACCACAGAUUUGCUUGACAUGCUUCAAAAUGCCAUCACAUCUCCCGGACCGAGUGUCUUAAAUCCCGUGAUGCCGCCGCCACCGGCUCCUCCGGCGCCCAGUAACUUUAGCUUUCAGCUGCGCAUCGUUGGAGCUGCUGGACUGCCUCUGAAUCCUGGCUAUGGAAAAUCAAAGAAGCAAGUCAAACGUCAGUCGGCGGCCAAGCGAUUCCCGCCCAAUGAACCACCCAACACCUACGUGACCUUCCAGGCCAUCAAUUGCAAUAGUCAGACCUACAAGUCGCACGAGGGACUAGUCUAUGCCACGCCCAUUGUGGCAAGGUCCACGAAGCCCCAGUGGCUCAGCAAGUUCCGGGUGGAAGUGAGCCGCGAUUACCGCAGCAAUCCCCAGAAGCUCUUCAUCUUGAAGCUGUGGAAGAAGGCAAUUGUUAGCCCAAAUGGCAGCAUUGAACCGUCGCCCCAUGAGGAUGCUAUCAUAGGAUUCGCGGCCCUGAAUCUCAACCAGAAGCAACCGGGCGGAGGCUUCCCUAGUGGAUGGCACAACAUAGUGGACUUUAAUGGCCGUGUGACUGGUGGGAUUGAAGCGCAUGUGGAGCCCAUACCGCCCAGUGUGGAUACGGUGAUCGAUCAGUUCGAAAAGUCCGUGGAACUGGGUCACCUGCAGUUGGGUCAGGCCAUCAAAAGGAAGUACACCGAGCUGGAGGAGAUCUCUCAGAGAUUGCGAUCCCGUUUGGUGGACGUCACGGGGGAAACGCUAAAGUUCCCAGAGUUCGAUGUGGAUAGUGCACUGGACAGUUGGCAGCAGGAUGGGGAUGAUGAUGAUUUGGCGGAGGAUUUCGAACGGGCUCUGCGCACUCCAACGCCCCCCGAUUCACCGACUCCCUCCACCAGCAGCGCCGCACAAAACCUCAACAAGUCAAAUGGCCGGGAGGAAUAGCCCUGGGCCAAAAGUCAGUCAGUAAGCGUGUUUUUUCCUCUCUCCGCAUCUCGAUGUCGUCUCUGAUAUUGGCUCAAACGUAGCUAUAGUUAACCAUCUAGUUAUAGACUAUAUAUAAUAUAUAAUACACGGAUCUUAAUCUGAUAUUAUGCUGUACUUAAAUUGGCAUCCCAAUUUUGCCUCGAUUCACCGUCUUAUGGCUGUCUAUAUAGCAUAAAAUCAAAGCUAACAACGAUCACCCAGCGAUCGUUCCAUUGAGUUUAAAAAAUUGUCGAUUAAAUAUUGUUUUAAGUCACGAGCGGAUUUCCCCUGCAACCACACGGAAUAUGUAUUAGUUUCGGAACUGUGUUAAUCACCUAAGUAUUUAGACACUAUUACUUAAUACAAAUUUAAAUAAAAAUGCUAAAGCAAA
This is a messenger RNA of Drosophila takahashii, 2798 nucleotides long. RefSeq lists its product as uncharacterized. The record is from RefSeq and is a predicted model, not a curated record. Gene Ontology annotation, biological process: cilium assembly; centriole elongation. Gene Ontology annotation, cellular component: centriolar satellite; centriole. Lineage: Eukaryota; Metazoa; Arthropoda; Insecta; Diptera; Drosophilidae.